CGUAAUGGGGAGUACGCCUAUUACUAUCUCUUCCUCGCCUAAAGCUACCUUCGUCCUACUUUUCGUCACUUCCAAGGCCGGAUUUUAACUGAUAAAAUACUAGUAAAAUAUAUUGUCAUCAAGUUCUUACCAUCCUUCUGGAUCAAUUCGUCGAUGCAGGCGAAACUAAUAACCUGAGCUUGAGGCGUCUACUUAAUGGCUCCUAGCACCAUGGCGUCUCAGAAUGCUCUUGACAGCCCCGAAUCGUAUGUCGUCGCGUGGAUCGCUGCUCUCCCCAUCGAGCGGGCCGCGGCGGAAGCGAUGCUUGACGAGGAACAUGCAGCUCCAGCUGGUUUCAAUAGAAACCAAUCCGACGAGAAUGUCUAUACUUGGGGCCGCGUGGGAGAGCACAAUGUUGUUAUUGCCUCCCUUGCCGCAGGCGUCUAUGGCACCACCUCUGCUGCAACUACAGCCUCGAGCCUGCUUGCCUCUCUACCAUCAAUUCGCGUUGGCAUUUUUGUCGGUAUUGGCGGCGGUAUUCCUAGACCGGAUAAGGGCCACGAUGUCAGGCUUGGCGACAUUGUUGUGAGUCAGCCCGAUGGGACCACGGGCGGCGUCUGCCAGUACGACUUGUACAAAGCGAAGUUGGGUGACAAGCGUGAGCGGAAGGGGUUUCUUGGACGGCCGCCAAUAGUCCUCCUAAAUGCACUUACCAAGAUCCAGGCUGUUCACGAAAGGAAAACCCCUAACGUUGCCGCCUUUCUUGAAAAUAUGCUAGAAAGGAACCCGAAGAUGGCUAAGAGAUCAAAGCAAAAUCCUGGCUAUGCCCACCAAGGCCUUGACAACGACCGCCUUUUCAAAAGCUCGUGCGACCACGCCCCCGGGCCAGACUGUCGCAAUUGUAACUCGGCGGACGAGAUUCAACGCGAUCCUCGAGAUUCUACCGACCCUGAGAUCCACUAUGGGACCAUUGCAUCCGGAAACACACUUGUCAAGGAUGCUGCUACGCGUGAUCGCAUUGCUGCUGACAUCGGCGAAAAUUGCCUAUGUUUUGAGAUGGAAGCAGCUGGCUUGAUGAAUCACUUUCCUUGCCUUGUGAUUCGAGGAAUCUGUGACUAUGCGGACUCUCAUAAGAACGAUCGCUGGCAACGCUAUGCCGCAGCGACCGCCGCCGCGUAUGCUAAGGAGCUCCUGGCAUAUAUACCGACCAAGGAGGUGCAAAAGACCAAGAAGGCUUCAGAGGUGCUUCAAUCAAUUCAACAACGGAUAAAUGAAGUGCAGCAAACGACGGCUGCAACGAAAGCCGUAGCUAGUUCCGUCCUGUCUGACAUCCACACUGAGAAGAUCAGGCGCUGGCUUCGUCCCCCAGAUCCGUCUAAAAACCUUAAUGAAGCGAGGAAGCGUCGGCACGAGGGAACAGGCACGUGGCUCCUUGAAAAUCCGGUCUUCAGGGAGUGGCAUUCGGGCUCACACCGAUAUGUAUGGCUGAAUGGGCUUGCGGGCUGUGGGAAGACGAUUCUUAGUGCGACUGUGCUGGAUUAUCUUAUCACGGUACACGACGGCCUUUUACUCUUCUUCUUCUUUGACUUCAGCGAUGCAACAAAACAGACGUUGGACGGCAUGCUGCGAUCAUUUGCUUUCCAACUCUACCUAUUCGGAGCUGUUUCUGGUGGUCCUCUUGACGAGUCAUUCCAGGUACACCGGGAUGGCCACGACCAACCUACAACAAAGACGCUCGAAGAGGUUGUAGGUAAGAUGCUCGCAGCGCAGAAAGAAUGCUCUAUUGUUAUAGACGCCUUGGACGAGUCUACGACGAGGACCGAACUACUGCUAUGGAUAAAGGACAUGGUGGCUAAUUCAGAGUCCAGCGAUAUUAAGUUAAUCUGUACCAGCCGUCCUGAACUCGAGUUCCUGGACGACCUUCCGCCGCUAAUAAGCCCGGAAAACUGUUUAGAACUCGACAAGGAGCCUGUCAACGCUGAUAUCCGAUCUUACGUUGCUGCGCAACUGUCACAAUGGCGCAAGCCCUUGACCCAGGAUCUUCUUGAAAGAAUCCAGAAGAAAGUUGGUGAUGGGGCCGACGGAAUGUUUAGGUGGGCCUUCUGUCAACUAGACAGCCUAGCUCGAUGUCGUCACGAGGCAGCUAUUGAGAGAGCUCUCGAUUCUUUGCCGCAGAGCCUAGACGAGACGUACCGAGACAUGAUCAAAUGCAUACCAAUGGAGCUAAAAAACGACGCGGUACGACUCUUGCAGUUUCUUGUGCACUCGGAGCGACCUAUCACGCUAGCCGAAGCUAUAGAAGUAAUAGCAACACAGAUCGACGAAGAGCCGCGAGGGUUUGACGCCAAGCGUCGACUGUUUAAUGAGACUGAUGUUUUGAGCUACUGUCCCGGCUUAGUGACAGUCGUUCAAGCCAGUGAUAAAGAGCUUCACCUUGCUCACUUUUCUGUCAAAGAGUAUCUACUCGGGGAGAGUGAGUUCAACAUUACAACUGCUAGUAUUCCCCUUACGAUGACGUGUUUGGUUUAUCUUACGAACAUCAGCGGUAGCUACGAUGAAAUAACACAGAGGUUCCCGAUGUCAACAUAUGCGGCGCAAAGCUGGACAAGACACGCUUCUUUGGCACAGGCCGACGCUAAUAUAGUACAAGCCACUGUUAGGUUCUUGGAAGAGGAAGUCACACUCCGGCGAUGGACACAUAUACAUGAGGAAUAUUGGAGAGAUGACGGAGGGUCACCAAGAGCUUCCAGGCUCUACUAUGCUUGCCUCAGUGGGCUUAUAAACACCGCAAGAUGUCUUAUUGUCAAUGGAACCGAUGUCAAUGCACAAGGCGGCAGGUAUUGCACCGCUCUCCAAGCCGCCUCAGCCGAAGGCCACCAAGAGAUUGUUCGGCUAUUAUUAGAAACGGGGGCGGAUAUCAACGCUCAGGGUGGUGAAUAUAGCACCGCUCUCCAAGCCGCAUCAUUAGAAGGCCAUCAAGAAAUCGUUCAGCUAUUGUUAGAAAACGACGCCGAUGUCAAUGCACAAGGCGGCAGGUAUGGCACCGCUCUCCAGGCUGCAUCGUUUGGAGGCUAUCAAGAGAUUAUUCGGUUCUUAUUAGAAAAGGAUGCCGAUGUAAAUGCACAAAACGACGUGUAUGGCACCGCUCUCCAAGCCGCAUCAUUAGAAGGCCAUCAAGAAAUCUUUCAGCUAUUGUUAGAAAAAGACGCCGAUGUCAAUGCACAAGGCGGCAGUUAUGGCACCGCUCUCCAGGCUGCGUCGUUUGGAGGCUAUCAAGCGAUCGUUCAACUACUGCUAGAAAAAGACGCCGAUGUCAAUGCACAAGGCGGCAUAUAUAGCACCGCUCUCCAAGCCGCAUCAGCAGAAGGCCAUCAAGAGAUUAUUCAACUACUGCUAGAAAAGGGAGCUGAUGUCAAUGCACAAGGCGGCAGGUAUGGCACCGCUCUCCAAGCCGCAUCAGUAGAAAACCAUCAAGAGAUUGUUCGGCUAUUAUUAGAAAACGACGCCGAUGUAAAUGCACAAGGCGGCAGGUAUGGCACCACUCUCCAGGCUGCGUCGUUAAGCGGCCAUCACGAGAUUGUUCAACUACUGCUAGAAAAGGGAGCUGAUGUCAAUGCACAAGGCGGCAGGUAUGGCACCGCUCUCCAAGCCGCAUCAGCCAAUGGCCACCAAGAGAUUGUUCGGCUAUUAUUAGAAAACGACGCCGAUGUAAAUGCACAAAACGACGUGUAUGGCACCGCUCUCCAAGCCGCCUCAGCCAAAGGCCAUCAAGAAAUCGUUCAGCUACUAUUGGAAAAGGGGGCGGAUGUCAACGCUCAGGGUGGUGAAUAUGGUACCGCUCUCUAUGCCGCCUCAUUAAGACGCCGCCUAGAGAUUGUUCAACUACUAUUGGAAAAAGGAGCAGAUGUUAAUGCUCAGGGUGGUGAAUUUGGAACUGCUCUCCAGGGCGCCUUAAUAGGAGGCUGCCAAGAGAUUGUCGAGCUACUUUUGGAAAACGGAGCCGAUGCUAAUGUAUAAGGUAGUGGUUAUACGGUUGCUCUCUCGCCUGCUUUCCCAGAACGUAACUUUAACCGAUUCAAAAGCGUCAAAUGAGUCGACCAAGGCAACCUAUAAUGCUCAUCAAAACUAGAGUUGUGAAAUGAAUUUACUAUCAUCAUGAU
Messenger RNA from [Torrubiella] hemipterigena, 4139 nucleotides. NCBI's taxonomy places the organism in Eukaryota, Fungi, Ascomycota, Sordariomycetes, Hypocreales, Clavicipitaceae. The record is from the annotation of a GenBank genome assembly.